GUGGGAAACCUGACGGCCGCGGUGGAGCUCUGCUUCAAGAGUGGGAAGAUGGCCGAGGCCUUGCUUUUGGCCUCUGGCGGCGGCAUCACCCUCUGGACGCGCGCGCGGGACGAGUACCUUCGCCUCCAGGGUGACACCUUCCUGACGACGGUCGGGAACAUCAUGACCAACGACUUUAGCAAGAUGGUCGCCAACUCCAACUUGGCCCACUGGAUGGAGACCUUAGCCAUCCUGGCCACCUACUCCGCCCGCGAGUACCAGGCCCUAUGCGAACAGCUUGCUGAGCGCCUGGAGAAGGAGAAGUUUGAUAUCCGCUCUGCGCUGAUCUGCUACAUCUGCGCGAAGAACUUCCCCAAGACCGUCAGCAUCUGGGCCAUCACGCACGUGGCUUCCCAGGGCUCGCAGAACUUGGCGCUGCAAGACCUGGUGGAGAAGAUGGCGGUGCUCCAAGAUGUGACCAAGUUCCAGCAGUCCGAUGCGCUCUUCUCCCAGAAGCUGACGAAGUACGCGGAGAUCCUAGCGAACUCGGGUCGGCUCACUGCCGCCAUGCGCUACCUCUGCCUUCUUCCAGAUGACAACUCCUCGGCCACGCUUCGGGAUCGGAUCUUCAACUCUGCCCCCGCACAGAUGGGCCAAAUGCCGGCGGCCCAGAAGUGA
Symbiodinium necroappetens is the source of this 657-nucleotide messenger RNA. The record is from the annotation of a GenBank genome assembly. NCBI's taxonomy places the organism in Eukaryota, Dinophyceae, Suessiales, Symbiodiniaceae.